UCGGCUAACCGACGGGCUUGGCAGCUCCCCCCAUCCAUUCAUCCAUCCUUCCAUCCUUCCUUCCCUCCCCCGCCCUCUUCCUCGCCUUCCCCGCUGGAGCGAUGCCCGCUUGCUCGCAGCCUGCCCAGCCGCAGUGAGCAGGCUGGCUAGCUCGGGAGCCGCCUUUGUCUCUCGCCGCCUGCCUCGCAAGCGCUCGCUCUCUCGCCGCCGCCGCCGCCGCCACUAUGAAGGUCUGGGGACAUAAGAUAGAAUUGCUGACAGGACUUUUGCUGCAGGAAGUGACCAUGGCCGGCCUGCAUGAGCAGCGAUUUACAGAAGAGAAGCCACUGCUUCGGGGGCAGGACACUGAGCUGGAGAAUUCAGAUACUUUCCUCUCUGCAGUGAACACAGACUGGAAGGAGCACGAUAUCGAGACUCCAUAUGGGCUGCUGCAUGUCGUCAUUCGGGGGUCCCCGAAGGGAAAUCGCCCGGCUCUCCUGACGUACCAUGAUGUGGGACUCAAUCACAAGCUUUGCUUCAACACUUUCUUCAACUUUGAGGAUAUGCAAGAGAUCACCAAGCACUUUGUGGUCUGCCAUGUGGAUGCUCCUGGGCAGCAGGCGGGGGCCUCACAGUUCCCUCAGGGGUACCAGUAUCCUUCCAUGGACCAGUUAGCUGCCAUGCUGCCCAGUGUCGUCCAGCACUUUGGGUUCAAGUAUGUGAUCGGGAUUGGUGUGGGAGCAGGCGCCUAUGUCCUUGCCAAGUUUGCUCUGAUCUUCCCAGAUCUGGUUGAAGGCCUUGUUCUGGUCAAUGUGGACCCCAAUGGCAAAGGUUGGAUUGACUGGGCAGCCACCAAGCUCUCUGGCCUGACCAGCACAUUGCCUGACACAGUUCUGACUCACCUGUUCAGCCAGGAAGAGCUGGUGGGGAACACAGAGCUGGUGCAAAGCUAUCGGCAGCAGAUCAGCAGCAUGGUGAACCAGUACAACCUCCAGCUCUUCUGGAACAUGUACAACAGUCGCAGGGACCUGGACAUUAACCGACCUGGGAGCAUCCCGAACGCCAAGACACUCCGCUGCCCUGUGAUGCUGGUGGUGGGCGAUAAUGCACCGGCCGAAGAUGGCGUGGUUGAAUGCAACUCCAAACUGGAUCCAACCACCACCACUUUCCUGAAGAUGGCUGAUUCUGGUGGGCUCCCUCAAGUCACACAGCCUGGAAAACUGACGGAAGCAUUCAAGUACUUCCUUCAAGGGAUGGGCUACAUUGCGUACCUGAAGGACCGAAGGCUGAGUGGAGGAUCAGUGCCCUCUGCCAGUAUGACGCGCCUGGCCCGCUCCCGCACAGCUUCCCUCACCAGCGCCAGCUCUGUGGAGGGCGGGGGCAACCGCCCAAGAGCCUGUACCCACUCGGAGAGCAGCGAGGCCAUGGGGCAGAUCAACCACACCAUGGAGGUGUCCUGCUGAGGGCCUCCACCUUACUCCUCCUCGCCGUCUUCUUCACGGGUGACCUCGAGGGCCCACUCAUCCAGUCACUCUCCAGCUGGCUCCAUCCCCUGCGGCUUCCUGUGGCUUUAAUUUAUUUUGCCGUCUUUCUUUUCCUUUCACAUUAUGGAAUACAAAGUUGGGAGGGGGGCAUAGGGAGAGUGGGAAGCAGCAGCAGCAGCAGCUUGAUGUCAACGGCCACCUCCACCCAUAGGCCCAGGUGCCAUUUUGAACCAGGGAGAUUCCCUUGGGUUGGUUUCUAGCUGGCUUGGAAGCGGCAGGCAUGUCCCUCUGCACAGCUUGAGGCAAGGCGAGCAGGAGGGAUGUUUUACACCUGCCUAGCCAGGGUGCCUCUCCUUCAGAAAAGCCACUCACCCAGUGAGUCAGAAGGGGGAGAGUGUUCUCAUGGGCCCUUCAGCUUAGAUGCCCAACAAUUAAUCCACAAUGUACCUGUGCAGUGGUUUACUUACUUUAUUUAUUUUCAGACACUUAUAUCCCUCCUUUUCCUCCAAGGAGCUCAAGGUGGCAUACAUGGUUCACCCCUCCUUGUUUAAUCCCCGCAACAACCCUGUGAAGUAGGGUAUUUGAGAGGGGCAGUGACUGGCCCAAGGUCCUCGUCUGACACUCCAACCACUUUACAGCACUGGUUCAGGAAGGAGGGAAAUUGCAACCUUGAAGGCAAAUGCCUCUUAGUUUCUACCCUUCUCUUUGGCCUUGGAGCACAAGCUUUUUAGUUCCACAGCUUUGGAAAGCCUUUUUGGUGGCUGACUCUGUGCCGGCAGGUUUUGUUGGAAAGACAACGGAAAUUGGGGCUUAACUGGGUAGGAACAUGCACAUAGAGUCGAGCCGUUUCUCCAGCUGCUGUAGAAGACCACCCAGGGGGUCCUAUUGCAUCAUUUCCUUCCCCUACAUGUAAAUUCAGUCAAAAGCAGAAAGUCGGAAGUUGUGCGCACCCCCCGCCCAUACUAGGAAUGAGCAGCAAGACUUUCCAAGCAUAAGGGGUAGGGAAAGGUCAUAGUUGGUUUUAGGAUUUGUUUGGGGUUUCCUCAAGCCUUUUAAUCAGUGCUAUAAAUGGCCAUUGGGUAAAACUUGUUGCAAUAUAAGCUGCCCCCACUACCAUCGCUUAUUAAUUUUUUUUAAAAGGACAAUCAGUGGCAGGAAUCAAAAACACAAGGGCACAUUUACGCAUGUUUAGAGCAUGCUAACCCUUGUGGCUUUCCCCUCAGGAAUAGUAGAUUCUUGAUACUCUUGCACAAUAACUGUUCCCAGGAUCCUUCCCUAGAAAGCAGUGCUCAGUUGUGCAUAUGCUUUUAGGCUCAGCAGGAAUAAGUAGCAGAAGCUUAUCCAGCCUCAAGGAGGGAAAAUGGGGCCCAGGAACAUGGCAUUUAUUUAGUUAUUUAAAAUAUUUGUUUCCUGUUCUUGAUCAACAGUCCCGGAGCAGGGUACAAGAACUAUUUUAAAACACAACACAGAAAAUAAAAACAUACAAAUAUUCCCAACUAGGCAGGCACUCUUGGGGGUGUCAUACUCCAGCCUCUACUGUGUAAGGCUUGUGUUGAUGGGGAUAAAGAGCUUCCUCCCCAAAACGGCCCCAUAGGGGACUGGUCACAUCUCCUCCAUGCUCCUGCCUGUAUAAAAAAACAGGUAGCCUCAUGGAAGGCCCUGAUCCCGAAGUUUUGUCUGUGGCCCCCUCUGCACCUCAGGGAUGUGAUGGAUCAUGUGAAGGUGCUGGGAUAUCUGCCCCCAAACUGUCCCUGUCCACAUUAGAUGCUGUAUCCACUUAAGUUCUACUCUGAGUAGAACUAGCACUGGAUAGAGGCCAUUGUUCCAAUUGACCCCACAGGAGCACCCAGUCUCUCGCCCUCAUGACAGCAGCCUCUGUGGUUUCCCUUAUGAAAUAUUUCAUCUAGUAUUUAUUUACUCACUGUAAUGUCAUCACAGUUAAGGGGGGGGGAGAAAAAGGCAAUGUUCAUUUGAAUUUCCUCCCCACUCUUUUCCUGUUGAGUAGAUUGUGAGCCUGUGAGCAGGGGUCUUCUGGUGUUUUAAUAUCUGUAUGGCUAUAUGGCACUUAGAAAAAAAUAGACUCUUUAAUAAGCAUUAAAUGAUAAUUACUCUUAUAUUCAAGAAGCUACCCAUAAGUUCCAUUGGUCCUUUCAUUAGAUGGAGGCUCUCAGGGGGGCAAUUCUAUAUGCAUUAAUUAACGUUACAGGAUACGUUCCCCCAAUUCCAGUAAAGAGGCUUGCGGAAUCCUCACUUCUAAAGAUGCCCUGUUUGCCUAGCAUCCAGCCCCUUCACUCUGUCCCCUCACGAUGUGGUUAUGCUUCGUACUAGCAUGCCACCAUGUCAUCUUGUGUUUUGUCCUGCCUGACUUUCUGAAGGAUCCCCCCGCAACCACCUGAGUGCUCUCUGGGACAGUGCCUCAUUUCCGUUCUGGUAGCACCACAAAACCAGAGGGAAGCAAAUGUGUGUGUCCUCUAGGAUAGGUCUCAGGCAGCCCCCACCCCACCCCGUGGCUCUGGGGCUGUUAAUUUAUUGAGGUCUUUCCAUUUCAGUUCAUCUCAGAACCCCUUUGUGAGUUUUGAGGAGGAACAGUUAGCAAGAAUUUGCCUUUGCAUUUCUUCUCAAGUUCCGCACAUUCAUGCCUUUGAAGAGACGAUUCUCCCUACUCGCUCUGCAUUACUGUAAGCCUGCUAUUGACGUGAAACCAGAAAGGCUCUUGUCCAUGCCACUCUGGGCUCCAAAUGAGCCAAUAUACCCUUCUCCUUCCUUUCCCCAAACUGCUGCUGGACCACCCAGCCCAUCGUUCUUGCUGAAUCCCAAAUGCAUCCUUACCGCAUCCUGAUCUCAUGUCAGACACUCAGUUCUUUUUACUGAUAAAACACCCCACCCACAUCACCAAUCUUGCACAUCACUGCGUUUCCACGCAAGCAAAGAGCUUGAAGUGUGGUUUGGCCCAAAGAGCAACAAGCAGCUUGCGAGGAGUUCUGUCUCGCCUCUCUGCUACUCGGCAGGCUUUGCACCUGACUUUCUCGCUCCUGACAGUGCGCACGUCAAGGGGUAUAUAUGUGUGCGUAGCCAGGUAUCUUUGCAUUUAAAUGGUUUGAUGUUGCCACAACCAGUCCAGACACACUCUCUGUUUGAUGUAAUCCUCUAAUCUCAGACUCUUUUAUUUUGUGUGCUUCCUUCUAAACUUUAAAUAUGAAUGACUGAAGGCUACUAGGACCCUCUUUUACUGUAGAUCAGCUUUUGCCAACCUGGGACCCUCCAGAGGUUGUUGGAUUACAGCUCCCCUCAGCUCCUCAGCAUCACACAGCCAAGUUGGCUGGAGCUGAAGGAAGUUGCAGGAGAGAACACCUGCUGGAGGGCACCUGGUUGGAGGAGGCUGCUGUAGAUAUUGUUGCCUUUUUUCUUGAUGUCUUCUUUCAGAUGAGAUAGAUCUAUAAAUUCCUAUAUAUAAUAUUUAUCUUGGAUUCCACCCCUGCCAUUUACUUGUAGCAAUUGGCAACCAAUGUGCAGCUUUUCAUUUGAAGGUGAUCUAGCUAUUACUGUGGGGUGGGGGUGGGGGGAAUUGGAUUUUUUUAAAGAAACAUUUUCCUGAUUAAGGUGGAAUUUAAUGGAUUUCUUUUUUCUGUAUGAGGUGAAAUGUAAUAUUUUUGUGCAUGAUGGUUGUUGAUGCUCUCUGGUUGCAUUGAUGCCACAAUAUCUACAAAAUGUAAAACAAGGCAAACAAACAAACCCAUUGAUGUAGAGAGGAUUAUUGUGUUGAAAACUAAUAAAGAUAUUAAGAUCAAGCAGA
Podarcis muralis (Common wall lizard) is the source of this 5256-nucleotide messenger RNA. RefSeq names its product NDRG family member 4 (gene NDRG4). NCBI's taxonomy places the organism in Eukaryota, Metazoa, Chordata, Lepidosauria, Squamata, Lacertidae. The record is from RefSeq and is a predicted model, not a curated record.